CAGGCGUGUUAUUUAGAACGCGAGAGUGCUGUGCUAAGUAACGUGAGUGAUUAUGCCGCAGCAAUCAACCCCUCCGAAGCACUCAGCGUUAGGGGUGGAAGAGAUAUGAGUGACCUCACGGUUCGCUCAUGUUUCGUGCAACAGAACGCGUUAUAUUAUCGAUGCAAAAAACAGUAAAGGGAAAAAAAUAUCGUGAGCUCAAAGUACGACCGUAGUAAGGUAAGGCAAAAAAGGGCUGUGAAAUUAGUGGAAGGGAACGUUGAAACAGGUGGAUUUUACUUCGUGCACCGAUCGGUUGUUCAUUCGGAUUGUUUCGUACGGUUGUGUUCACUAGGCACUCAGCAGAACGCACAAAAGCCGAACGGUGACCGAAACCGUACCAUAUCUGAACGUAUACCGUCCUCAGUGUGGAAAGAUACGUUCACGGAAAACGGACGGAUGGACCAUCGGCGACAGAUUGGUCGCGCGCGCGUUCGUCACGUAUUUGCCGCUAACCGCCGUCGCACGGAUUUAUUCUUCACCUUGGCCACCGCCGCUCGGUACGGUUCGGUGUCGCGACGGUCUUGAGAAUCGGUCGUCAAAUUCAUCUCGACGCAGUUUUCUUUUGGGGGAGGCUGACGAUCGUGAUCGACUAACGCCGGAUACGUAUGUGCAGUUGCGGGCUGAUUGCAUACAAGCUGAUGAAGAUGUGUGAAUGGUUCGCAGCAGCAGCACCCAGCAGCAAUGGUAGCGAACGGCGAUAAGUUUAUGUAAAUCAGCUGCUUUCACGGCCAGUUAAGGCGUGCCGCUGCGGCUGCUGCUAUACCAAAGUAACCGUAAUCGUAUCACCAACGUUGUCACCAGACCCCGACAUUAAAUGUAACACUGGCGCUGCGUGACAAGCCGGGCAGCUUACGAGUGAAUCAGUGAAGAUUAGCAAUUUCCCAUCGCAAAACACAAGUGAGUGUGUACGAUAAAAUGGUUCAAAACACGAAAGGAAGCUCCAGUUUGAGCAUAGUUGAUAGUGAAAAAGUGAAGCUGUGUGUGUUGCGUGACAGUGAGAUAAAGUGAUUAAAAUUGUCAAAAAAAAAAAAUACAUUCAUAGCUAUGCUAUUUUGUGGGAAGCCUUUGUUCUUAUAUAGUAUAUGAAUGAGUUUUGUGUUCAUCAAGUGAAUUGAAAUAAAAUUUUAAAAAACAACCAAACAAACACACAACACGUUCGGUGUGGAUGACACUGCGGAGGAAUCAUCGAGCCAAACCAGGAGGUUCUUAUCAACAAGCAACAUCAUCAACACGCUUCCCAUUGGCAGAAUUGUGGAAAUAUAUUCCAAAUCCGAAUAAUUGAGUGUCUGAACUUGUGCUAUUACCAUCAGCACUAAAUCGACUUCGGAAUUCAUGGAAUGGUCUUAAUUGAUUGGUUCUUCAAACUAACAGAAGUAUUUUAUUCGCGUACCUUGAAGCACGCGAGUGUUACGUGAGUGUACUUACCGGCGCUAGGAGCAAGUAGUUGAAGCGCACCACUAGACUGCAUUCAAUUUGUUUCGCCCCGGGCCGAAGGGUGUUUCUUCGUCACGCCCUCCCAACGGUGUGACGAACUCGAUGACGGCAACGGUGAAUCCGGUGAUCAAAGUGCCGGUACUGGAAAAACCACUCAACUCCAUCCCGGCGGUGCCCGAGAUUGGUAGCUCUGCGUAUCUGCUUCAGCCGGUUCGACCGAGGGCAAUCACCGGUGCAACAUCAGCAGGUGACACUCGGGCUGUCGUCAGCUACCACUGCUCCGGUGGCAAUCAUUUUUAGAUUCUUCCACCAUUGCGCCGAUUACUUCAGAGGGUGCUGCUGCUGCUAGAAAGAAAGACACCCGGGAGUAGAAUUCAGGCCCCAUCCGGUGACAUUAUUAGGGUGCCACGAGAGGGAUAACGAUGAUACAGUAAUUCAAUCAAGGCGCUUUUUUUUUGCUUGCUCUAUCUACUCGCACGGUUCCCGUUCUUUACGGCCGAGACAAAACGCAGAAGCGCGAAAGCAAACAGCGGCUCCUGGCAACAGUUGUGUAGUGCUGGCGUAUGUUCCACAUACUUCGAGCCGGUCGUGUUGCGUCAAGCACACACUCGGGGACUAGAUAGAUGAGCUGAAGCGAAAGCAAAAAAAAACAACCCUCCCACAAGCGUCCCAGAAUAAAAGCCACUUGGAAGGUGGUUUGGGUUUUGGGAACCAGUGCGCACGGUAAAUCACUGCCGGCGGGGUAAUUCAAUAAAUACACCCUGUACAAGAUACUCGAACAAAUCGCGUACACGUGAUGUUUGAGGCGAAGGUAACUUGCUCCUCACUUGGGCAGAUGUGCUAGAAACGGAACAGAGUAUCCAUUUGGAGUUUGGCACAGAGUUCGCCGAAGGGGCGAUUCAACUAUUUCAAAUUCGAUCAACAGUGAACAGUGUGAGGUGGAUCGAUGUGAACCAAAUUUGUAUCUUUACCAAAAAGGAAUUUAGUGUGUAAUUUGCUACAAAAGUUACUAAGAAACUGAGAACAUUUUAACGCCCCCACACCCAGUGGUCAGUGGUCAGCGAACGAAACGCGGGUUGUUGGUGUAGCAAACCGUUCCUCUAGCUUAAUUGCACUGGGUAGCGUACCGUACGGUUCGGGUAGUUCCUAUCGCCCUACCUUACGCGGGGAAUGGGGGUCUGAUCCUUGGAGCAGCCCCCAGUUCCUGUCGUGGGCGUUCGCCGCAUACCAGUUGUAUGUAUGGAUUCGGCCACCAACGUACCGAGCAGCAAGCAUCGCACGGAUAUUGACGGGGCCGGCCGGACCGACGGCGUCCCGGUCGCCCUAACCGUGGCCACGACCGUCGCCAACCUGCUGCUAGCCAGCCCAAGCCCGGGCCUUGCCGCAACCUCCACCGCCGUGGUCGCCGCCGCCGCCACCACCACCACCGCCACCACCUGGGCCAUCACGACUGAAACUGCCGCCCAGCCGUACCUCGUUUACGGCUCGAACCUGAGCUCUCUAGCGUACCUGGAUGCGAAUAGUACCGCGUCACUUUACUCCCUUGCACCGGUUGUCGAUGCAUCCUCGACACCGGCACCGGCCGGUUCACCGCACGUGACCAUUUCCACGAUCGUGAUCAGCAUCAUCCUGCUGGCCGUAAUCGUUGGCACGGUGAUCGGUAAUGUGCUGGUGUGUGUGGCCGUAUGCCUGGUACGGAAACUAAGGCGACCGUGCAACUAUCUGCUGGUAUCGCUCGCCAUAUCGGAUCUGUGCGUGGCCCUGCUCGUCAUGCCGAUGGCACUGCUGUACGAGGUGCUGGAGGAGUGGCGAUUCGGCGAGGUGUUUUGCGACAUUUGGGUAGCGUUCGAUGUGCUGUCGUGUACCGCUUCCAUCCUCAAUCUGUGCGCCAUCUCCGUGGAUCGGUACUGGGCCAUAACGAAACCACUCGAGUACGGUGUCAAGCGUACACCGCGCCGUAUGAUCGCAUGCAUCGUGUUGGUGUGGUUAGCCGCUGCCUGUAUCUCCCUUCCGCCCCUACUCAUACUUGGCAACGAGCACGAGAUUAAUGGGCAGCCGGCAUGUUCCGUGUGUCAGAACUUUUUCUACCAAAUCUAUGCGACGCUCGGUUCGUUCUACAUCCCGCUCGCCGUGAUGUUGUUUGUGUACUUUCAAAUUUUCCGUGCCGCCCGCCGUAUCGUGAUGGAGGAAAAGCGUGCCCAGAAGCGUCUGGAAAGUGCCAUCAAUGGUGCGACACAAGUCGUGACGCAGGAAAAGAAACCACCGGGAAUGGCGGGUGAGAAGGGUGUAACGGUUAAGGUGACAACCAGUUCGCCGCAAAACAAGCGGUUACGGUUUCAGCUGGCGAAGGAGCGGAAAGCAUCGACAACGCUCGGGAUUAUUAUGUCGGCGUUUACGAUCUGCUGGUUGCCGUUCUUCAUACUGGCGCUGGUGCGGCCCUUUAUGAAGGACGAUCAUCGGACACUGUCGUCGUUCUUUCUGUGGCUUGGGUACGCUAACUCGCUGCUCAAUCCGAUCAUCUACGCCACGCUGAAUCGCGACUUCCGGAAACCGUUCCAGGAGAUCCUGUACUUCCGCUGUUCGAGUCUGAACAAUAUGAUGCGGGAGGACUUCUACCACAGCCAGUACGGUGAUCCCGGCUCGCAGCGGUUGGUCAUCACGAACGAUGGUGGGGCACGUGAGAGCUUUCUGUGAAGGCUGGCGGCCGAUGCACCGUGCGGAUUUGCACGAUUGUUGGUUGAAUGGUGGCAGGUACGGUUCCCACCCUAAAAAAAAAAAAAUAAUAAAACGACGAACCCGCUCCCAUUCACCGAUCCGAUCGAAGUGCAACACACAGACACAAUAAAAAAUAAACACAAAAAAAAAACGAACAAAAAACCAAAUACACAUUAAUGCAGGCAACAAUCACGAAAUGCUGAUCCCCAAAAACACGGGUUUUUUGGGGUGAAACGUAUAGUUUAAUUUAGUCUUCCUUUUUUGUACAUAAGCGUAAACACACGUAGUAACUAGCUCAUCCGCACAUCCUUUUCUCAUUCGUCGUACUUUAAACAUCACCGUUCGAAAGCAUUAGUAAACCGUAACAUACCACAAAAUUUGCGCCGGGUUUUAGCCUCGUUUAUUCCCUAAUUCCUACCCCAAUAAAAAGCAAUGCCUUCCCUAAAAGAGUCCUAAAAGACAACCGGCAAACCUUCCCCUCGAAAGUAAAUGAAAUAACUGACAAACAACAUCGUAUGGCGUGAAGGAAGGCAAAGAUUUAUCACUGUUAGAUUGAAAAGAGAUUUUCUGUCCCUUCGUACGUGUGUGUGUAUGUGUGUUUGUGUGUGUGAGCGUUGUACGUAGGAGUGUACGAGGCACGCGAUGAUUACUAGAGCAAUGCAACAACGCCCAUAACAUUUAGCACCGUGCACGGAUGUAUGGUAUAUGUUUUUUUGUGAUAACAGUGGUUGGAUGUGAUGUGUUCCUUUUGCAUGCGUGAUGUCGUGUAAGUGCGUGUAAGAAGCUAAACAAAAAAAAACAAUAAUAAUAGCAACAGCAACAACAAAAAAACCACAGUAAAUAAACACCGGAACAGACACACGCGAAUUCCUAAAAACCCAACCGGAGAGUAGGACAAACGCUGAAGGCGGGUUCGGAAGGAAAACAGGGAAAACAAACAAAACAAAGCAACAACUGCCAAACUAUCCCGGAAGGCAAAAACUAUUCGUAUCGAUGUUUUCUUUUUUUGGCCAUCCCUCUCUGACUUCUCCCCUCUCAUACCUCCCUCUUCACCACCCAAAAAGAAUUCGAGAUCGCUAGGAUUCGGUUCGAUCGAUGUGUACGUAUCGGUGUAUGUAUUGUACGUGUUCCUAUGACCUGAUGACGUGUACUACUUUUUGCAUAGCGAUUUGACCCCGGGUCAUCGCCAUGUUAUGCAUGUUAGAGACUAGUUUCGAUGUUCUAUGUUUUUGAGGGCAGUAUAUGCUGCCACGUACACGGGCCGGGGCAUGUUUAGCAAAUCGCAAAACCAGUAUUAAACAAAAAAAAAACACACGCAAAAAUUACGCAGAAAAUGUUAUGUGAAAAAAGGCGCAAACAAGAAACAGAACCCAGCUUCUUUGUGGUAGGCAAAAAUGAUGUUGUUAUACUAGCUUGUAACCGAUACCGGGCGAAGACAACACAAACCACACCUCUGAUCGUGUGCUGCUAAAUAGCAAUGAGAACAAGCUGUAAACCCCAAAACUGCUUCGGGUUUUAAACGCUUCUUACACUAUUUACUGUCGAUACUUUCUGCACACUCACGAACUGUGCCUAUGUAGGCCUCCUUGAAAUGCUCGUAAAUACUUUUCGUCCUCAGCAGAUAUUUGCAUUGAUUCAACUAUUGAUAUUGAUCGCAGUAAUGGACAGCAAACGUCGAAGUGACACACGCGACAAGUGGUUGUAAGGAUCAGGGAACAGCAGUACGGCAGUAAAUAUUGGAAUAAAGCAUCAUCAGCAGCAGGUUGAAAUAUACAAAAAGGAUAGAAAGAAUGUCCUAUAAGCGAGAGAGAGCACAUAAACAUAAUAAAUCAAAACGCGAAACGAAUGGAAGCGGUGGACGUAAACCAAAAUGUAAGAUAAAAUGCUACUCAGUUUAGUUAGUUAGCUAUAAAUAUGUAUAUUAUUUUUUUUUUGUUUUGUUUGUUCUGACUUGUUGUUUUCCCUUAUGUAUAGUGAUGAAACAAAAAGCAGAGACGAAAAUAAUAAAACAAAAUGGCGACAAAUCGUUACAGAAAGCGAUGCAAAUCCAAAGGCACAGAGAAA
Anopheles funestus (African malaria mosquito) is the source of this 6255-nucleotide messenger RNA. RefSeq names its product 5-hydroxytryptamine receptor 1-like. Gene Ontology annotation, cellular component: dendrite; membrane. Gene Ontology annotation, molecular function: G protein-coupled serotonin receptor activity; neurotransmitter receptor activity. The coding region runs from base 2716 to 4170 and encodes 484 amino acids. Gene Ontology annotation, biological process: G protein-coupled receptor signaling pathway, coupled to cyclic nucleotide second messenger; chemical synaptic transmission. The record is from RefSeq and is a predicted model, not a curated record. NCBI's taxonomy places the organism in Eukaryota, Metazoa, Arthropoda, Insecta, Diptera, Culicidae. The transcript is spliced from 6 exons.